Babesia microti strain RI is the source of this 1398-nucleotide messenger RNA. RefSeq names its product Ankyrin repeats (3 copies). Gene Ontology annotation, molecular function: protein binding. Bases 1 to 1398 code for a protein of 465 amino acids. The record is from RefSeq and is a predicted model, not a curated record. The transcript has 3 exons. NCBI's taxonomy places the organism in Eukaryota, Apicomplexa, Aconoidasida, Piroplasmida, Babesiidae.
AUGCAGCAUGCAGUCCAAGAAUCCACGCUGCAACUUAGAAAUAUUGUGAAACAACUUUUCGAGGCAGCCUACAGCAGUGAUGUGAAUUCUUUUGAACAUAUCGCAACUGAAUUCUGUUACACAUCUUCUACUAUUAAAAUUGGCACUACAAAUGAAAGUGACUCAGAUGAUAAAAAUACCGGUAAUGGUUUAGUCAAUGUAUCUACAAAUGGUUAUGAAAGGAAAAUUAUUAGAAAUAAGGCAAUUGGGGCAAUAAGGGAUGGUAACGGAGCCUCUUUAUUGCACAUUUCAUCUGCUGGUUGUAACAUAGACGUUAUCAAAUGGUUGAUAGAUAAAUGUCCAAAUUUGACGACUUUAUUAGAUAAACAGGGACAAUCUCCAAUAUUUUAUGCUAUAAAAAAUCAAACCCCACGGCAACUAGAAGUUAUAAAUCUAUUACUGCCAUAUUCGGAUAUAAAUAAAUGCGAUGCUGAUGGCAAUUCAUUAUUGCAUAAUGCAAUAAAGUAUAACAACGUCAGCACCAUAAAAUUCCUAAUUAGCAAAGGGUGUAAUCUAAAUUCUGUGUCUAAUACCUUUGGAGCACCUAUAAAUAUGGCAGUUACUACAGAAAAUAUGGAAAUUAUCAAGUUAUUAGUAGAAUCUGGCGCUAAUUUGAAUCUGAACCCUAGCAACAAUGGCAUUCCGCCACUGGUAUAUUCUUCUGCAUCAGGCAAUUUUGGUAUCGUAAAAUAUCUAAUAGACAAAGGGUGUAAUGCUAAUGAAACCGAUCCAGAUGGCUGGUCUGCUUUACACUCUGCCGCUGAAUAUGGGCAUUUUGAAAUAGUUAAAUUACUGGUUAAUUCGGGCGCCGAUGUAAACUACACAAACAAAAACGCCACGGCAUAUCAUUUAUCAUUAAAUACACACAAUCAACAGUUAAUAAAUUAUUUAAAGGAUAUUACUGAUCCAAAAUUUACACAACUAGAGUGUCGCCAAUUGUCAAUUGUAGAUGCCAUAAAGUUGUCGGCUAGUGCCAGGUUCGAGGGUAAGCAAUUUAUAAACACUAAACAAUGGAACAGGGCUAAGUCAAUAUACUCACAAACAAUAGAAACUAUAAAACAUCUAUCUCAUGAUGAAUCUAUAAAGAAUGAGCUUGCAAUACUAUACUCAAAUUUGAGUUUUGUUUGUUUGUCACUAAAUGAAUUAAGCGGAUCGUUGAAUGCUGGAUUGAAAUCUAUAGAAAACAAUCCAAAAUGGAUUAAGGGCCACUACAGAACUGCUAUAUCAUACAAGUGCAUGGGAGAUGAUGUAAAUUACCUAUGCUAUUUGUACGAAGCUGCCAAAUUGGAAGGGGAGGGUGGUCCCUUAUGGAAGGAAUUUAGUGAUAAUGCGGAGAGGAUUAGGCAGUCAAAACAAUAA